Molecule: messenger RNA, 747 nt
Organism: Metopolophium dirhodum (rose-grain aphid)
Lineage: Eukaryota; Metazoa; Arthropoda; Insecta; Hemiptera; Aphididae
Product: parafibromin-like
Exons: 4
Coding region: 167-550 (127 amino acids)
Biological process (GO): transcription elongation by RNA polymerase II; positive regulation of transcription elongation by RNA polymerase II
Cellular component (GO): Cdc73/Paf1 complex
Molecular function (GO): RNA polymerase II complex binding
Source: RefSeq, a predicted model, not a curated record
AUUGGUUUAGAUAUUAUCAUUGUGUAUAUAGUAUACUAUUAUGUAAUAUCACAAUAAAUUGUUACUUUGUCAACUCACUACUAAUAUUUUAUUGUUUGGCAGUAUCACAGAAUACGGAGAUUAUGAUUUAUAAUAUAAACAUUGUUUAUUUGUAAAUUGUUUCAAAAUGACAGAUCCUCUGACUUGCUUAAGGAUGUACAAUACUAACAAAAAGGAAAUCAUAUUUAAGGACAAUUACAUAUUAUUUGGUGACUUAUAUUGGCCAGAAACUGUUAAUACAAACUUCUUGAAGUUUGGAUCUGGUAAAGACGGUGCACCAAAAGAGUAUUAUACAUUGCAAUGUCUAUUAUUUUUAUUAAAUAACGUUACUCUCGCGCAUCCAGCGUAUGUGCAACAUGCAGUUGCCAAAAAUAUACCAUAUAUAAAAAGACCCGACCGAAAGAAACUUCUAGAUUACUUGAAUGGUAAAAUAUCUACGUCUCCUAGUAUCGAUUUCAGUGCUCCUAUUGAAAUUCCAAGUAACAUAGUAUCAGUGCCUUUACCAAUUUAAGAGUUAAACGAUAAACAAUUUUUUUAAUUUAACAUUGUGAUUGUGUACUAUUCAGUUUAAGUGGUCUAAUCAGAUGUAUACAUUUAAAAAAUAUUAUGACAAAUUGAAUACAGAUUUUAAUAAACACUUAAAAAUUAAGAAUUCAGCUCUAGUUUAUACUUUUAUAUAGCUUUAUACCUGUGUAGGCGGACUAGAUU